UAUUUGUCAUUUUUUUUUUUAGAAUUGAUCACUUUCUGUUCAUCUGUUUUCUCUUAAAUUACGAGCACAUGGUCAAGGUCCAGUUCCUCAUGGCCUAUCCCAGUGUUCUUUGCACAAGACGGGUGGAUUAUGAUCAGUGUGUGUGUGUGUGUGAGGGGGAUGUAAAUCUCCUUUCAAAUCCUCUUUAAGGUUCCACUGAGCAAGAGAAAGAGAGAGCGAUCGAGAGGCAGGGAGAGAGAGAGAGAAAAGAGGGAGGGGGAGAAAGAGAAAGGAGGUACUUUUACACCUCCAUUCUGCAAAGAAAGAGGAAGAAUAUCCUCCAGUAUAGACGUGCCACCCCUGAAGAGUGCAGAUCAGGCGGCCCGUGUGGAUGUUUAAGGGCUCGGGUCUAUGAUGUAAGCCUGCAGACAGGUGACUGUUUGCCGAGACCUCCAUGAUGAACGGGUACUCCGCCCCCGCUUACUCCACUGGCGGCUUCGCCUCCUACGCCCCCCAGCAGAAUGGCCAUGGUUCCCCCUCCCCUGAGCUGCCACAGAGGAACGCCACCAAGUCCAGUGCUAAGGCUCUUUACGAACAAAGGAAGAACUACACAAAAACCAGUAUUAACAGCAUGACGGACACAUCCCAGUACCACGUGGAGCACCUGACCACGUUUGUGAUGGAUCGGAAAGAGGCCAUGAUCACCAUCGAGGAUGGGAUCCGGAAGCUGCGUCUCUUGGACGCCAAAGGGAAGGUCUGGACCCAGGACAUGGUCCUCCAGGUGGACGAGAAGGCGGUCAGCCUCAUCGACGCAGACACCAAGAAUGAGCUGGAGAACUUCCCCAUCAGCACCCUCCAGCACUGCCAGGCGGUGAUGAACGCCUGCAGCUAUGACUCCAUCCUGGCCCUGGUGUGCAAGGAGUCGGGGCAGGGCAAGCCUGACCUGCACUUCUUCCAGUGCGACGACAUCAAGGCUAAUUUAAUCCAUGCUGAUAUUGACAGUGCCAUCAGUGACUUCAAGGGUGGGAAGGUGAAGAAGAGGCCGGAAGCUUUAAGGAUGAUCCUGAAGAGUGACGGGGGCAUCCCACCACCCCCCGCGGCCCCGGCCCCCGAGCCCCCGGCAGCAGACGCUCAGGUGGACGUGAAGAGCAGGGCGGCCGCCUGGUCAGCCUGGGCCAGUGAGCACCAGGAGUAUGACCCACAGCAGCAGUACUCUGAGCAGGACGAGCCAGCUGAGAUGGCGGCCGCACGCGUGGACAGGGACGUGCAAAUCCUGAACCACAUCCUGGACGAUAUUGAACACUUUGUCACCAAACUUCAGAAAGCAGCCGAAGCUUUCAACGAACUCUCCAAGAGGAAGAAGUCGAAGAAGAACAAAAAGAAGGGUCCUGGAGAGGGAGUGCUAACACUGCGAGCGAAGCCGCCAAUGCAGGAGGACUUUGUCGAUUGCUUCCAGAAAUUCAAGUGUGCAUUCAACUUGCUGGCGAAACUGAAAAACCACAUCAACAACCCAAGUGCUGUGGAUCUGGUCCACUUCCUCUUCACCCCCCUCAGAAUGGUGAUCCAGACCUCAGGUGGCGUGGACCUGGUGAAGAGCGUGCUGGUUCCGCUCUUGACCCGCGAGGCCAUCGACUUCCUCCACGCGUCCGGCACCACAGAGGAGCGGCACCUGUGGGUCACGCUGGGAGACGGCUGGACCAAGUGCAGACUGGAGUGGCCAAAGGACCAGUUCUUCCCGGCGUACACGCCACGUUUCCGCGACGGCUGGGAGCCGCCAGUGUUGGCGUUUCUGGGGAGCUCCCGGGAGCAGGAGCUCAACCGGCUGGCGGAGACGCUGGCCCACGCCGAGAUCCAGAGGCAGGAGGAGGUGGCACACAGGCUGUCACAAGAGCAACUCAGUCUUCAGGACUAUCCCUCCGCUGAUGGGUAUGCGUUUGGUAACACCGCCUACAAGAGCUUACACCUGUCGGACCAGGACUUGGCCGUGGCGGCUUUUAAACAGGCAGUCAGCCGCCAUGUAGAUAGAAACUAUGAAGCUCACAACAGAGGCCAGCCAAAAAACUUUGCCAAAUCUAAGUAUGACUUUGUGGCAAGAAACAACACGGAGCUCUCCGUGGUCAAGGAUGAGAUUGUGGAGGUGAUGGACGACAGGAAGCAGUGGUGGAAAGUGCGGAAUGGUGCAGGGCUCUCUGGGUACGUGCCAAACAAUAUCCUGGAGAUCUCCAGGGCGGUGGACGUGACGGGCAGAGGAGAGCCCAUCUAUAGCCACACCAUCCAGCUAAUGAUGCCAAAGAAGGAGUUUGAGUUGUUCAAGCAAUUACUGGGCGAGUUAAAUGAGAAACAGAGGACCGACUACGUCCCCAAACCGGCUGUGACCCCCGUGCCCCCAGCCCCGGCGCCCCCUCCUCCUGCCCCGGCGCCCAUGCGGCUACCCACCCCGCCUCUGCCCCCCGCCGCGCCCCCUCCCAACUGCGAGCCCCCGAGGCUUCCGCCUACCAACCUGAGCCGGCAGGAGAGCACCAACUCCAGCGAGAACGGCAGCGUCACCAUGAGGGAGCAGCAGAAGGAGCGACCCCCGUUCAACAACCGGCGGAAGUCUAAUAUGGAGGACGUUCAGGACGAGCUGAUGCACCGGCUGACGUUGGGCCGCAGCGCUCAGAAGAAGUUCCAGGUGCCCCCCCGCAGCACCAGCCUGCCCGCCGUCAACAUCAGCUACGACUCCACGCCCGAGCACGUCAAAUCAUGGCUGGAGGCCAAGGGCUUCAGCACAGUCACCAUCAAUAGCCUGGGUGUGCUGACCGGAGCCCAGCUGUUCUCCCUCAACAAGGAGGAGCUGAGGACUGUGUGUCCCGACGACGGAGCACGCGUCUUCAGCCAGGUCACUGUCCAGAAGGCCGCUCUGGAGAAGAGCUCUGGCUCUGAGCUUCAGGAGAUCAUGAGGAGGAGGCAGGAGAAGCUGACGGCGGUGGCCAGUGACUCUGGGGUGGAAUCUUUCGACGAGAGCAGCAGCCACUGAGCUUCCUUCUUGCCCGACCAAAAAGAGAAAGAAAAAAAACAUUCACCUUGUUGCAUUGUCGUUUUCCAGGAUGCCACAGAGCACGCCCAGUUCGCCGCAAUCAUGCGCAGACGCCAGGAACUGAUGGAUCCGGAACUUUCCAGAACAGCCGAAUCCGAUACCGAGUGAUCAGUGAGGGAAGGAAGGGGAGCGUGGUAUUUUUGGGAAAUGUAGUUUUGACUAAAGGACAUUUUAAGGUUGGCAUUAUCAGUCUAUCAGAAAUCACAAUCAGGACAAUUAUAUGGUAGGGAGGUAGGCCUGUUGACAAGAGUAGCAUAUUUUUACACAACAUUUUCUUAAAGAAAGUUCUUUUUGGGCUUAGAAUCUCUCUUAACAUUGGCUAGUCCACAAAAGAUGUGUUGUAGUGAUAUACACUCAUGUACAAGCCAGGUCAAUUCAUUUCAGAUGCAUUGGAGGACUGACUUAAUCCCACAAUCCCCUGUUGGUAUCUUCUUCUGUCAUCCUGCUCUUUGAGGGAUGUGCAUUCAGCCUUAUGGCACACGACAUACCGGGAAAUGGGGGAAAUGUUUGAAUUGAGGUGUUGAAAAGAUUUGUGAAUAAUUGAUUCUGAGAGAUUAUAAUUCUAUACAUUUUUUUUUGUUUUGUUUGCUGGCAAAGAGAGAACAUGAUAUUUAUAUACAUGAUCAUUUUGUACUUAAUUGUAAUGCCAAAAGAGUCUUUAUAUAACAAUGUAGUGGAUCAAUCCACCGAAGGACAGCAGUUAAGUUUCUCCUCAUUUUGUCAUUACACGUGAUCGCUUGGGCUAAGUUUCAUUUGAAUACAUUUCAGGUAUAUUUGAUUGUAGAUCUGUCUUUAUUAUUAAUACGGAAGUGCACUUGGUACUUCUCUUUAGACAAAUAAGAUAGGCAGGUGUUAUAAACUAGGUUUUGUGUUUUUUUUUUUUUUUGAGAGAGAGAGGACAUUUUGCACAUUAGUAAUUUCACUGCGCUUAUCCCAAGACUGCAUGACUAACUGUACAAUCUACCUGAGAGAACGUUCAAGUCUAAUUCAUGCUGCAGAUGACAUUCUUCCCUCUUUCAACUAACAGUCUUUUUUUGUACAUAUGCGGCCAAACCUAAUCGUUAGCGUCACUUUGUCUUCCAUAACCUCACUCACUGAAAACCUGCACGAAUGACACAUUUCUCUUUUUCUUAAUGAAUAGACGCCAUUAAAGAAUUAGCACACUAGACACUGCCCAUACGAUCACUUAAAUACUGCUGUAGUCAAUCACGUUUUUUUUCUGAAAUAGCAUUUAGGCUUUUGAAGCAAGGCAUGCUGGGAAAUUGCAUGUCCUAAAGUUGGAAGGAUUGACGUGUGUUAAAAGCCUGUGUGUGUGUGUGGGUGUUUGUGUGUGUGUAUGUGGGUGUUUGUGGGUGUAUGUGUGUGUGAAUGAACUGGUCAGGUUUGCCGCUGAAUGGUUGCAUAGUUUGAGGUUGGCGAAAAGUGAGGGAAAAAGUAUUAUGACUGGACUUGGCAUUGUGUCUGCAUAAUCAGCAGCCUGGACCAGGAGUAAAUCUGAAUGGGAACUGAAGGAAAAUCCCACUUUUGGGCUUAUUUGCUAAGACUGUUCCAUGAUCAGUGUAGUGCUUUCCAACUAAAGGGAGUGUUGGCAGAGAGCUGCUCAGGAUGGCUUUGCUGAAAGAAUGGCAUAUUGUAAUGGUUUGGUGUGAGUGACCGUGUACAGCUGGUUUAGCCCUGGCAGUUAGAAAUGUGACCACAAGAUGGAACGGGUUGUAUUUAAGUAAAUAUGUACAAAUGCCUGCACAUAAAUGUAUAGUGCUCAACGUAGUACUUUUGUGGCUUAAGCUUCAUUUUCAUUUGAGUUUUUUUUUUUUUUUUUUCAUACAGAAAAGAAAUGUGUUCAGCUUUUGUUCUCUGGACUGUAAAAGCGUGGGCCUCACUAGUUGACAAAAUAAAAAAAUGUUAAUUUUGUUCUUCUGUUUGAAUGAAACAUACUAUCAUCCACCUCAACAUAUAAGUACAAGUAGCACAUCAUCACAUCAAGUUGUAUAUUAAUAAUAUAAAGUACACAUGCUUUGUUACUGUGAAGGACCCAACUUUUCAGGCCAGGCUGUGUUGUAUCUAAAUGUAUGUGACUCUUAAGUACAAAAUGCUAGGACAAAGAAUGGACUACUUUAUUUUAUAUAAUUCUUUUGUCUUUGAGUUAUACAUAAAUAAGAAAUUACGAAAUUGUCUAUUGAUGGAUUACCUGGUUCGUCUUCGAAAAACAAAUGUGCACUUGCUAAAUGUUCCAUGUGAAACAAGGUGAUGCGAGUGUGUUGUGCGUGUGUGUGAGUGAGUGCGCUAGGUCGGGGCUAGCUUAGGACGAUCUUAAUCUUCUCACUGUACAUGAAUAGUUUUCAUGGUGCCUUUUUCACAUGAUGGCUAAUUCCGCAAUAAACAGUAUUGUAAAAAUA
Molecule: messenger RNA, 5451 nt
Organism: Clupea harengus (Atlantic herring)
Lineage: Eukaryota; Metazoa; Chordata; Actinopteri; Clupeiformes; Clupeidae
Gene: eps8a
Product: epidermal growth factor receptor pathway substrate 8a
Exons: 23
Coding region: 434-2995 (853 amino acids)
Biological process (GO): Rho protein signal transduction; positive regulation of ruffle assembly; regulation of Rho protein signal transduction
Cellular component (GO): ruffle membrane; plasma membrane; vesicle
Molecular function (GO): actin binding
Source: RefSeq, a predicted model, not a curated record